AUGGCUCAGGCUGGAGCCGUAGUCGCAGCUGCCACCGGACUCCUCAUCUUCUUCCUGUACGCCUCCAUCCACAAAGUUGAGGAGGGGCACCUGGCUGUGUACUACAGGGGUGGAGCACUGUUAACUAGUCCCAGUGGGCCAGGCUACCACAUCAUGCUGCCCUUCAUCACCACCUUCAAAUCUGUGCAGACCACGCUGCAGACUGAUGAAGUGAAGAAUGUGCCCUGUGGGACCAGCGGCGGAGUCAUGAUCUACAUCGACCGGAUAGAGGUGGUGAACAAGCUGGCACCCAGUGCAG
This is a messenger RNA of Indicator indicator, 298 nucleotides long. RefSeq names its product erlin-1-like. Gene Ontology annotation, molecular function: cholesterol binding; ubiquitin protein ligase binding. The record is from RefSeq and is a predicted model, not a curated record. The transcript is spliced from 4 exons. Gene Ontology annotation, biological process: SREBP signaling pathway. Gene Ontology annotation, cellular component: endoplasmic reticulum; endoplasmic reticulum membrane. Lineage: Eukaryota; Metazoa; Chordata; Aves; Piciformes; Indicatoridae. The annotation marks the transcript as partial.